This is a messenger RNA of Solea senegalensis (Senegalese sole), 1698 nucleotides long. It is a transcript of the gene hsd17b7, whose product is annotated as hydroxysteroid (17-beta) dehydrogenase 7. Bases 96 to 1106 code for a protein of 336 amino acids. NCBI's taxonomy places the organism in Eukaryota, Metazoa, Chordata, Actinopteri, Pleuronectiformes, Soleidae. The record is from RefSeq and is a predicted model, not a curated record. The transcript is spliced from 9 exons. Gene Ontology annotation, biological process: cholesterol biosynthetic process. Gene Ontology annotation, cellular component: endoplasmic reticulum membrane. Gene Ontology annotation, molecular function: estradiol 17-beta-dehydrogenase [NAD(P)+] activity; 3-beta-hydroxysteroid 3-dehydrogenase (NADP+) activity; 5-alpha-androstane-3-beta,17-beta-diol dehydrogenase (NADP+) activity.
ACCUGUUACACUGAAAGAAGUUUUGACUUUGAAAUUAUUGUUUUCUUUCUGUUUUUUGUUGUUGUUGUUGUUGUUUCCAGUUUGGACCUGAAAACAUGAAUAAGGUGGUUUUGGUGACAGGAGCGAAUAGUGGCAUUGGUCUGGCACUUUGUGAGCGUCUCCUCUGCCAGGACACAGAGGGCCUGCAGCUCUGUCUGGCUUGCAGGAACAUGCAUCGAGGUCAGGCUGCACGCUCUGCCCUCCUCACCUCUCACCCCGAGGCUCAGGUGGCCUUGCUGCAGAUGGACACCAGCAGCAUCUCCUCUGUCAUCAGUGCUGCACGGGAGGUCAGACUCAGGUAUAACCAGUUGGAUUACCUUUACCUGAACGCAGGGAUCAUGCCAAACCCACGGUUUGAUGUGAAAGCAUUUUUUAAAGGCCUCUUCUCCAGCAAUGUCAUCACCAUGUUUGCCACUGGCGAGGGGAUUCUGACACAGACAGAUGGGGUCACCGCCGACGGCCUGCAAGAAGUUUUUGCCACCAACCUCUUUGGUCACUUCCUACUCAUCAGGGAACUGGAGCCGGUUCUGUGUCACGCGGAUCAGACCUCACACGUGAUCUGGACCUCCUCUAGUAACGCUCACCGCUCAGCUUUUAACGUGGAAGACAUUCAGCACCUGAGGGGCAUCCAGCCCUACAGCUCCUCCAAAUACGCCUCGGACCUGCUCAGCCUGGCUCUCAACACACGCUACAACCAACAGGGUUUGUACUCGUCUGUGAUUUGUCCGGGUUUUGUGAUGACCAGCCUGACCUACAGCAUCCUUCCCUCCUUCCCAGCAUUCCUCUGGACCCUGCUAAUGCCUCUCUUCUGGCUUAUAAGACUGUUCACCAAUACAUUCACCCUGACACCUUAUAACGGAGCUGAAGCCCUGUUCUGGCUGUUUGAACAAAAUCCUGAAUCACUGAACCCACACGUCAAGUACCACAGUUUAACGUCUGGGCUAGGCAACAACUACACACAACCACGCAAGAUGGAUAUUGAUUUGGAAACGUCAGAGUCUUUGUAUGAGAAACUACUGCAACUGGAAAGUGAAGUAAAGAAGAAACUGGAGGAAAAAUUAAAAUAAUCCCAGACGUGUUCUUCUUUAUUAUCCUGCAGGGGCUCGACGGACACAACGCACAAGCUCUGUGAUGGAGAAUGUUAUUCUUCUGUUUCUUGGAAGCAAAAUUUACACUGUCAGGCUGUCAGACCUUAGACUCACUGCCCACUUUAUUAGGUACACCUGUUCAAUUGCUUGUUAAAUUGCUUGCAAAUGUUUAAUCAGACAUUUACGAUGCCUAGGUGAAGUUCAAAAUGAGCGUCAGAGCGGAAAGGCGAGGUGAUUUAAGUAACUUUGGACGCAACAUUUUGGACUAUGCCACAAACUUGUGAUCUACUGGGAUUUUCGUGUGGAACCAAAAGAGAAAAUGUCCAGUGAGCAGCAGUUACAGAGGCCCCAGUAACUCAAAGAACCACUUCUUACACGUGAAGAGCAUCUCUGAAUGCACUGCACAUUCAACUAUGAAGCAGCAGAAGAACACAACAGGUGCUACUUCUGCCACUUUAUUAGAAGCGUAUAAUAAAUGAUGAGUUGUAAUAAUUUACAGUGACUUCAUCAACAUGUACCUGGUUUUCUGUUUACAUCAGGCACAAAAUAAACAGUUUGUUGUGAUGAUGAA